Messenger RNA from Micromonas pusilla CCMP1545, 2266 nucleotides. RefSeq names its product heat shock protein 70, chloroplast precursor. The transcript has 3 exons. Gene Ontology annotation, biological process: protein folding. Bases 1 to 2088 code for a protein of 695 amino acids. Gene Ontology annotation, molecular function: ATP-dependent protein folding chaperone; ATP binding. NCBI's taxonomy places the organism in Eukaryota, Viridiplantae, Chlorophyta, Mamiellophyceae, Mamiellales, Mamiellaceae. Gene Ontology annotation, cellular component: chloroplast. The record is from RefSeq and is a predicted model, not a curated record.
AUGGCCGCGACGCCCGCGACGGCGUCCGGCGCGGUCCGUCUCGGGCGUCGAUCCGGCGCCCUCGGCGGUGGCCGUCACGCGGUCGGCGCGAACGCCUUCGCGGGGAACGUCAAGGCGUUCAAGACGCGCGCGACGCUCGGCCGCAAGGCGUCCGCCGCGGUCCCUCUUCGCGUCGUCGCGGAGAAGGUGGUCGGCAUCGAUCUCGGGACGACGAACAGCGCGGUCGCCGCCAUGGAAGGUGGCUCCCCGACGAUCGUCACGAACGCAGAGGGCGGCCGCACGACGCCGUCCGUCGUCGCGUACGCGAAGAACGGCGACAGGCUCAUCGCGAAGCGCCAGGGCGUCGUUAACCCCGAGAACACCUUCUUCUCCGUCAAGCGCUUCAUCGGCCGCCGGUGGGACGAAGUCGGCGAGGAGGCGAAGGAGAUCCCGUACACGGCCAAGAAGAGCGAGAACGGCAACGUCAAGCUCGAGUGCUCCGCCGCGGGCAAGGACUUCGCCGCGGAGGAGAUCUCCGCGCAGGUGCUCCGCAAGCUGUGCGACGACGCCGCGUCCUACUUUGGCGACACGGUGACCAAGGCUGUGAUCACCGUCCCCGCCUACUUCAACGACUCGCAGCGUCAGGCGACGAAGGACGCGGGCGCCAUCGCCGGCGUCGAAGUUCUGCGCAUCAUCAACGAGCCGACCGCGGCGAGCCUCGCGUACGGCUUCGAGAAGAAGUCGAACGAGACGAUCCUGAUCUUCGACCUCGGCGGCGGCACCUUUGACGUGUCCAUCCUGGAGGUUGGCGACGGCGUCUUCGAGGUGCUCUCCACGUCUGGCGACACGCACCUCGGCGGCGACGACUUCGACAAGAGGAUCGUGGAGUGGCUCGCGAAGGACUUCCAGUCCGCAGAAGGGGUCGACCUCAUCAAGGAUAAGCAAGCGCUGCAGAGGCUCACCGAGGCUGCGGAGAAGGCGAAGAUGGAGCUGUCGUCCACGCCCUCCGCGUCCAUCUCUCUCCCGUUCAUCACCGCCACCGCCGACGGCCCGAAGCACAUCGACACCAACCUCACCCGCGCCAAGUUCGAGGAGCUCUGCGACGACCUCAUCACGCGCUGCAAGGUCCCGGUCGAGAACGCGCUCCGCGACGCGAAGCUAUCGCUCGACGAGAUGGACGAGGUGAUCCUCGUCGGCGGCUCCACGCGCAUCCCCGCGGUGCGCGCGCUCGUGAAGAAGCUCACGGGGAAAGACCCGAACAUGUCGGUCAACCCGGACGAGGUCGUCGCGCUCGGCGCGGCGGUGCAAGCUGGCGUCCUCGGCGGCGAGGUGAGCGACAUCGUCCUCCUCGACGUCACGCCGCUGUCGCUCGGUCUCGAGACGCUCGGCGGGGUCAUGACGAAGCUCAUCAUGAGGAACACGACGUUGCCGACGUCCAAGUCCGAGGUGUUCUCCACCGCGGCGGACGGGCAGACCUCCGUCGAGAUCAACGUGCUUCAGGGCGAGCGCGAGUUUGUUAAGGACAACAAGAGCCUCGGGAACUUCCGCCUCGACGGGAUCCCGCCCGCGCCGCGCGGGGUGCCGCAGAUCGAGGUCAAGUUUGACAUCGACGCGAACGGCAUUCUUUCCGUCUCCGCCGCGGACAAGGGCACGGGCAAGGCGGCGGACAUCAAGAUCACCGGCGCGUCGACGCUCAGCGAGGAUGAGGUCGAGAAGAUGGUGAAGGACGCGGAGGCGUUCGCGAGCGAGGACGCGGAGAAGCGCGACGCGGUGGACACGAAGAACUCCGCGGACUCCAUGGCGUACCAGACCGAGAAGCAGCUCGAAGAGUUUGGCGACAAGCUUCCGGAGGAGGUCAAGGAGAAGGUCAAGGGGAAGGUCGCGGAGCUCAGGGCGGCGAUCGAGGCGGACAACCUCGCGGACAUGAAGACGAAGCAGGAGGAGCUGCAGACGGAGGUGAUGGCGAUGGGCCAGUCGAUGUACCAGGGGGGCGAGGGUGGCGCGCCUCCUCCGCCGGGCGGCGGCGACGCGGGCCCGGGCGGGCCGCCCCCGCCGGGCGGCGGCGCCCCGGACGACGUCAUCGACGCCGAGUUCUCCUCCGACAAGUAAACGCGUCCGUUAUCGUCUCGUCUUCCGUCGACGGAGGAGGGACAGACGCGCAGCACGCCUCGAGGGUGAACGACCUCCGCAUCCGCAUCUACAAACGCUUGAAACAAACGAAAACAUUGUGUAGGGUGUCGCGUUGACACCGGUUCGCUUUUAUAAUAAUACCGUUCGCGAUCAUCAA